This is a messenger RNA of Lepisosteus oculatus (spotted gar), 1334 nucleotides long. It is a transcript of the gene tslig2, whose product is annotated as chromosome 15 C2orf49 homolog. Gene Ontology annotation, cellular component: tRNA-splicing ligase complex. Gene Ontology annotation, biological process: embryonic morphogenesis. NCBI's taxonomy places the organism in Eukaryota, Metazoa, Chordata, Actinopteri, Semionotiformes, Lepisosteidae. The record is from RefSeq and is a predicted model, not a curated record.
UAAAACAACUCAAGCGGCAGCCUGUAUUAAGGGAUAAAAAUAAACGUAAUGCAAAUUCUGUUCUGGGCAACCAUCUGUCUAAAGAGUAACAUGAGCAAUAAAACAUAACUGUAUGUAAAGGUAUUAUUUUCUGGCAAUAGUCACCGUUUCGAUCUUGGGAAGACAGAGUUAAAAUAAGCAGAUGAUCUGAGCCGCCGAGCAUUGUGGGACUGGUUGGUCUGAAGAUGGAAAUGGCGGAUGCUUAUGAUGCAAGUGGAAAGAAGGAGAAGAAUAACGAGAAAAGCGUCGUGAACACAGAUCUCCUCUUACACCCUGAGCUGCUUUCUCAAGACUUCAUUCUUUUGACGUUAUACGAGAAAAAGAUCCCUGUUGAAAAAGAGAAAGAGGCAAACAGAGACCACCUCACAAACUUGUACCUUCAGCAUGUUAUUCCUCUGCCUCAGAGAGACUUGCCCAGUAGCCGCUGGGGGAAAAGAAUGGAAAAGAUUCGGGCGCUCCAAUCUCCAGCUAACAGGUCUUCACAGCAACAGGGUUCUGCGUGUGACAAUUCUAGAAAAAGACCCCUGAUAGUGUUUGAUGGCAGCUCCACAAAAACAAGUAUUAAACUAAAGAAGACAGAGGCUGGAUCUGGAGCAGUGGAUCGUUUGAAACCCCCACCAUCAGGAAACCUCACCAACACCAUUCGCAGACUGUCAGGUCCAUCAGCCAAUUGCUCCUUGGAUGACUCCCACAGGAGCUCUGCCAAUCACUUGAGUGGUAAAGAAGAGGCGCAGAACAAUGUUGCAACCAUUCACAGGAGUCCCACAGGAAAUGGAAAAGCUCCGUCAUCCACACUCCCAACUGGAGGCACAACUAUCAAAUUAAAGAGAGUAGCACCCAAAGAAGGAGAGUCAGAAGCUACGGGUGAACAGAAGUCACCAGAGCCCAAGAAGAAAAUUCAGCAUGUUACAUGGCCAUAAUAUGGUUCUGUAGGUGUCUGUUAACUACAGAAAUGAAAAAGAGAAAAGUCUGUCUUCAAAAAGAGAGUGAACACAGCAUUGCCUUUAUGGUACUUUACAGUUUGGUUCUGCAGCAGCAAAUCACUGGAAAACUAAUUACAUGACUUGGACUUGUACUCUUAAUAAAAAUAUGUAUAAUUUUAAGUGCCCUUAAAGUCCCAAAUGUUAAUAAUUUUUUCUAAAAGCCUCUACAAAUUGAACGCGUAGUAAGCAAUGUAAAAGCAGUGUUUUUACUCAAAUGUUUUUACUGUGCAACACUUUUUUUCUGAUGUGAAUCUUAUGCAAAGGUUAGUGAUAGUUUUUUGUUAUUUUUAUUAAAGGUAAAUUCACUGUGAA